ACGAGAUGGCUUUCGUAUCGUUCCGACAUAGAGUCCUGAUUUCGGAGGAUACUAUCAGCUGAUUUGUACGUGUGCGUGUUUGUGUGUAUUUUAUUGUAGAAUAUAUACAAAACUACAAAAAUAGAAAAAUAUGUGUUAAAUGAUAUAGAAGUUAAGAAAAAAAAAAUGUGUUUAUAAUGCGUAAAUUCCUAAAGUUAACCGAGUGAUAAAUAUACAACAUACAUAAAAAUAGAUUUGAAAGUGGUGUAAAUUGUAGAUCCCGAUUUUUUUUUACUACAAAAUAAUAACAAGAAGCAAGAACUACAACAACAAGAAAAGGGAACUUCAACGUUACACAUAAUAAAUUAAAGACAAAAAAAAAUAAGAACACAAGCGGAGAAUAAAUAAAAGACAAGGCGGACGGUUUAAAGUAUUUAUAUAUUUAAAUAAGUUUGCAACGGAUUACAUCACAAUAAAACACCACCACAUCACUGCUAUCACACACCAUCACAAUGCAUAUAGAAAUUCAGGUCGCAUUAAAUUUUGUUAUAUCGUAUCUGUAUAAUAAACUGCCACGGCGACGAGUCAACAUAUUUGGUGAGGAGCUAGAAAAAGCAUUAAAAGACAAAUUCCAAGGACAUUGGUAUCCUGAAAAGCCUUUCAAGGGCUCAGCAUUUCGCUGUUUAAAAACAGGAGAUCCAAUUGAUUCAGUGCUAGAAAGAGCGGCUCGUGAAAGUGGCGUACCCAUUUCUGAUAUCCUAGAAAAUCUUCCAUCAGAAUUAUCAGUAUGGGUUGAUCCUGGUGAGGUAUCAUAUCGAAUUGGUGAGAAGGGUGCAGUUAAAAUUUUAUACUCUGAAAACAAUGACAACCAUGAAGACUCAUCAUCAGCCGAUCGUGAAGUAACAAAAACAUUUAAUCCGGAAGCACAAUGUUUUCGGCCAAUCGAUGCUGUUAGCUCAAGUAUGAAUGGACUUAGCUUGAGUCCGAAAACAUCACCACAUUCGGGCUCAUCACCCGCUUCGUCUACUAGUCCAACAUACAAAGGUAGUCCGAAUCCAGCUGGUAAUUUUCUAGCGCGCUCACAAGCGCCCUUGACAUUUACCACAGCCACAUUUGCCCAAACUAAGUUUGGUAGCACAAAAUUAAAAACCAGCUCUAAGCGAGCUAACAGCUCAUACAGAAUGUCACCAACGGAAUUCUCCAACUAUAUCAAACAAAGGGCAAUGCAACAGCAGUUUCAUCAUUCCCAUGGUCCAGCUGCACCAAGUAAUCACUUCGGCCCAAUAGGACCAUCAUCUCCAUCAAGAUCUCUCUCACCAAAUCCUCUCGGUUUGGGCAUUGGCCAAAAUGAUCCUUUCUAUUUCCCCAACAUCGGCAUGGGCAUCUACCCACAAUUCAAUGGACACCGAAAUAUCUUUGAUUCUCAUUUCCAUGCUGAAAACAAUGGCAUCUACAAUGGCAGCAAUAAUAGUGCCAAUCCUAUUGGCAAUGGUACUACACCAAAUGGUCAUGGUAAAUUCUCAUCAUACAUUGAACCCCACGGAUUUUAUGGUCUCAACAAUCAAUUACCACAACAACAACAGCAGCAGCCAUUGCAACAAAAUGGCAACUCAAAUAAUAUUAAUGGUGGAGGUAAUCUCAACAACAAUAGUAAUGCCACAAUGCCAAAUAAUAAUGCCAAUAACAAUGUAUCGGCUGCAAUUUCAGCUGCUGUUGGUACUUUAACAGCAGCUGCAGCUGUAGGUGCAAGUGCUAAUUCAGCUGGUGUAAGCUCUGCAAAUGGACAGCCACAACAACAACAACAGCAAGCUGUUUCACCAAUGAGCUCACCUGGCUCUGGCGGAAAUCAGGACUCGAACAAUUCAAAAUUGAUUGAUGGUCUCAAUUCGUUUUAUUCCAAUGCAACAGGACCUUAUCAGCACCUUUUGGUUGCUAAUUAAAUAUUUAAGUUGUGAAAGUUUAUUUUAAUUUUUUUUUUUAAUUAAUUCAUUAAUUUUUUUUAUAUAAUCUAUUGAAUUCGCUAUAAAUAAUAAUAAUAAUAUAUAUAAAAAUAUAUAAUAUAUAUCUUUUAAUCUUAUUUUUUGUAAUUUUUCACAUAUAUGUACCUAUAAUUCAAAAAACAAAAAAAAAAAUAUGUUAUGGAAAAUAUUGUUAUCUAGGAAAAUAUAUAUAUUUUUUUUUUAUUUUUUACGCGUUAUUUUUUAUAUAGAAAAAUCAUAGAUUAAAAAACAUAAACCUUAAGAUUUAAUUUUUUUUUAUUAAACUAUCUUACUGUUAUUUAUUAUAAAAUGAUUUAUGUUGUUUAAUAAUUUUUUUACUAUUAUUUUUUUUAUUUCACCCUAAAUAAAAAAAUCAGUGAAUGGCAUUAAAAAUGGAGAAGUUAAACGCGAGUUACCCACCAAAAAAAAAAAAAAGAAAACUUAAAUUAUUUAUCUUUAUGAGAACAAAAACAAAAAAAAAAACAGCUAUGAAUUGAUACAAAUAGAGAAAAAAAAUGUCCACUGUGAAUAGUGUUAAGAUAUUUGACCGAAAUAUGUAUAAAAAAAAAUCAUUAUAUUAAACAUUUUGUAUGACUACUAAAAACAAAAAUAAGUAAAACAAAAAAAAAAAAUAAGACAAAUUUUGAAUGUAUUGAAUUAAAUUUAACAUAUUAUAAUUUUUUACCUUUUUUACUUAACACAAAUUAAUAAAAAAAAAAUACAAAAAAUAAGAAUAUACGUAAAAAUAAAUAUAUUUUUAUAACAUUGGUGAGAUAAAUAUAUAUUAAAACAAAUAUAAAGAUAAAAAAAAGAAUAAGUAUGGACGAAUACACAUUAAUAAAAUUUAUUAAUCACAGAUAUUUUUUUACACAUUUUCAUAAGUUUUAAAAUAAAUAUAAGUUUUAUUUUAUUUUUUUUUUUUUAUUUUUUCUACCGAGAGAAUUGAGGAGUUAAUUAAAAUUCGCAAAUAUAUCUUUCUUUUUGUAUUCAUUAAAAUCUAAUAAAAAAAAAUACUGGCAAUCUUAAAUUUAACAAACACAAAAUUAAUGUUGUAUAUAGUAGCUACAUUUCAGCUUCUUCUAAUUUUGCUUAUAAAUUAUUAUUUUAUUUCGAAUAUCUUUUUAGAAAAAAUAAAAAAUAAAAGCAAACAAUUCUUUUUUUGUAUACAAAAUUAAAGCGAAUUUUCUACUCCCUUCAAAAUCUCACAAAAAUUUCUUAAAAAAAAUUAUUUAAGUUCUAUUGUUAAAUUAAUUUUAAUUAUUUUUCACCUAAAUUAAAAAAAAAAAUAUAGUUAUAAGGCAAACAAAGAGAAAAAAAAAUAUUAAAUAAAAAAACAAAAUGAAUAAAUAAGAAAAAAUUAAAUACAACACAUUUUAUGUACCUAUGUAGACUUUAUCUUUUUGUAUUUUUAUACCAAUUUUUUGUAGAAUAUUCAUUAAUAUUUAUAUUACAAGUUAAACAACAACAACAAACAAAAAAAAAAGAUAUACAAGAUAAUAGAAAAAAUAC
Episyrphus balteatus (marmalade hoverfly) is the source of this 3467-nucleotide messenger RNA. It is a transcript of the gene Tob, whose product is annotated as protein Tob1. Gene Ontology annotation, biological process: regulation of gene expression. NCBI's taxonomy places the organism in Eukaryota, Metazoa, Arthropoda, Insecta, Diptera, Syrphidae. Gene Ontology annotation, cellular component: cytoplasm; nucleus. Gene Ontology annotation, molecular function: transcription corepressor activity. The coding region runs from base 492 to 1919 and encodes 475 amino acids. The transcript is spliced from 5 exons. The record is from RefSeq and is a predicted model, not a curated record.